Helianthus annuus (common sunflower) is the source of this 1006-nucleotide messenger RNA. Its product is annotated as 60S ribosomal protein L6. Gene Ontology annotation, molecular function: RNA binding; structural constituent of ribosome. The transcript has 5 exons. Bases 143 to 844 code for a protein of 233 amino acids. The record is from RefSeq and is a predicted model, not a curated record. NCBI's taxonomy places the organism in Eukaryota, Viridiplantae, Streptophyta, Magnoliopsida, Asterales, Asteraceae. Gene Ontology annotation, biological process: ribosomal large subunit assembly; cytoplasmic translation. Gene Ontology annotation, cellular component: cytosolic large ribosomal subunit; ribosome.
AGGAUCACACUUUAAACAAGAAGGACUUUAUUACAAAAUUGCCCUUGAUACAUUUUACUUCUUAUAAACCUGGCUAGGGUUUCCUGCCUGCCUUCUUCAGCCGACUGCUGUUCUUCUCCAGAGACACCACAGGUAAGAAUCAAUGGCACCACAACAGAGGAAGCCUCAUGUCUGCAGGAACCCUGAUUUGAUCAGAGGUGUGGGCAAGUAUUCACGGUCUAAAAUGUACCACAAAAGGGGUCUAUGGGCCAUCAAGGCCAAAAAUGGAGGUGCUUUCCCCAAGCACGAGAAGAAGGCUGCUGCUGCUGCUCCGGCUGAGAAGCCACCAAAGUUUUAUCCUGCUGACGAUGUCAAGAAACCGCUUGUCAACAAACGCAAAGCCCGCCCCACCAAGCUCAGAGCUAGCAUUACUCCUGGAACCGUGCUGAUUAUUUUGGCCGGGAGGUUUAAGGGGAAAAGGGUUGUUUUCUUGAAGCAACUUACAUCUGGACUGCUUUUGGUUACUGGCCCGUUUAAGAUCAACGGUGUUCCUUUGAGGAGGGUGAAUCAGUCAUAUGUGAUUGCCACAUCAACCAAAGUUGACAUCUCAGGAGUAAACGUGGAAAAGUUUGACGACAAGUAUUUCGGAAAGAAAGUUGAAAAGAAGAAGAAGAAAGGAGAGGGCGAGUUUUUCGAAGCAGAGAAAGAGGAAAAGAAUGUGCUCCCACAAGACAAAAAGGAUGACCAGAAAUCAGUGGAUGCAGCAUUGAUAAAAUCUAUUGAGGCUGUUCCUGAUUUGAAAAGCUAUUUGGGUGCGAGAUUUUCACUCAAAGCAGGCAUGAAACCUCACGAGCUCGUCUUUUAGAACCAACUUUUUAAUUAUGUUUGUGUCAACUCUAGAUUUAGAGGCUGCAUUGUGUCGGUUUUUGAUGGUGAUCAACACUGAAACACUCUUUCUUCUUAAUUGUCGAUCGCUACUGAAUUUUGGAAUCUAUAUAUUUGUUGUUAAAUUUUCAUAUUCAGUCUA